Gadus morhua (Atlantic cod) is the source of this 6698-nucleotide messenger RNA. It is a transcript of the gene frmpd3, whose product is annotated as FERM and PDZ domain containing 3. The record is from RefSeq and is a predicted model, not a curated record. Gene Ontology annotation, molecular function: protein binding. NCBI's taxonomy places the organism in Eukaryota, Metazoa, Chordata, Actinopteri, Gadiformes, Gadidae. Gene Ontology annotation, cellular component: cytoskeleton. Bases 261 to 5465 code for a protein of 1734 amino acids. The transcript is spliced from 17 exons.
GGGGAGUACGUGUGUAUAGAUCAAGCGAGGACGGGGGUCUUCCGCGGAACACGCACCUCCACAGAGGACCACCAGACAGAUACCCAGUUUCCGUGUGUUAGCGUGUGUGUAUAGUAUCUGCCAUCCUGCCUCAACGGAGACAUCGCCGGGCACUUAGAGACACUGCCCCUCCCACAUCGUCCAGCUUAGGUGAAUGAUCUGUAUCAGAGCUCCGCCCCUGCAGUCCAACGCUCCCCGAUGCUCCUCCUUCCUCUCAGGGGAUGGCCAAGGUCCAGGAUGGACAGACCAACGCAUGUGACAGCUCUGCGAUGUUAGAGGAGAACCUGGAUGCUAUGGAAAAUGGCAGCCUGACUACUGGCUCAGCAGCUCGACAGGUCACCCUCCAGCGUCACCCCACUCAAGGCUUUGGCUUCAUCGCAGGCAGCCAGAGACCCGUCAUCGUUCGCUCUGUCUCCACUGACGGCCCUUCCAUCGGGAAACUUCUGCCCGGCGACCAGAUCCUGGCUAUAAACGAGGAGCCGGUGAGCGAGGCGCCCCGGGAGAGAGUCAUAGACCUUGUAAGACGCUGCCAAGAGUCUAUUGUUCUCACUGUGCUGCAGCCCCACCAGUCGCCCAAGUCUGCCUUCAUAAGUGCAGCCAAAAAGGCCCAACUGCGAACCAACCCGCCAAAAGUGCGCUUCUCCGAGCAAGUGACCAUCAGCGACCCGGACUCAACAAUGCUCAAGGACGAAUCCCUGCUACUCAUACCAAACGUGCUGAAGGUCUUCCUGGAGAAUGGACAGAUCAAAUCCUUUACAUUUGAUAGCCGUACAACUGUAAGGGAUGUGAUGUCAUCCCUGCAGGACCGCCUCUCUCUUCGCUACAUCGAGCACUUUGCGCUGGCGCUGGAGGCAGGGGGGGUGGAGCAGAACCAGCGGCUGCAUCUGCUGCAGGAGAAUCAGCCUCUGUCACACGUGGUGCAUAGGACUUACUUCCAGGGGAUGAAGUGUCUGUUCCGCAUCUGCUUCUUCCCCAAGGACCCUGCAGACCUGCUCAGGAGGGACCCGGCCGCGUUUGAGUACCUCUAUAUACAGAGUCGCAAUGACGUCAUCAAGGAGCGCUUUGGAAUGGACUGGAAGUCGGACAUCACAUUGCGAUUGGCAGCCCUCCAUAUCUACAUCACUGUGUCCUCAGCUCGGCCCAAUCAGAAGAUUUCCCUCAAGCAUGUGGAGAAAGAGUGGGGUCUGGAGCCCUUCCUUCCCCUCACGCUGUUGCCCACUGUGAAGGAAAAGAAUGUCUGCAAGAGCUUAUCUCAGCUGCUCAAGACCUAUCAGCAUCCACCGCCAUCAGGAAACAAGGUUCCCCCGCUCCAGGGGAAGUUGCAGUACAUGAGAGUUCUCAAUGACCUUCCACCUUUCGGUGGAUUGCUGUUUCACACUGUUGGACUGGAUGAGAAGCAGUCGGCCACCACUCUGCUGGUGGGCCCCCGUCAUGGGAUCAGCCACGUCAUCGACCUCAAGAACAAUCUGACCACGGUGCUCUCCGAGUUUAGCCGCGUGUCCAAGGUCCAGCUCCAUCGAGAGAACCAGGGCGUGGCCCGGGUGGAGGUGUCCAUCCACGAGGCAAAGCCCCUGGUGCUGCUGAUGGAGUGGCCCGAAGCCAGCAACUUUGCCUGUCUCAUAUCUGGCUACUACAAGCUGUUUGUAGACCCCAAGCGGACCAUCUACUUCCGCGCACCUGGUCACUCCCACCUGACCAAAGCAGAUUACAGAGGCUCUCACCAUGCCCAUCCGCGCUCAGCAGCCUCUGGCUCAUCCAGCUCAGGGCGACGGGGAGAGGAACGGGACGGUUCGCACAGGGAUCCAGGGCCCUCCAGGGCCCUAGUGCCUGCAGAGCCCCAGCACCUGGGCCUGUGUCACGUCCACCUCCGAGAACAGCGGCAGAUGCAGGAAAUCCAGACGCAGGCUGAAGCUGACAUGGACAUCAAUGAGAACUUCCUUUCCCAGGAUGCCACAGAGAGGCCGCGCACUAAGUCUGACCCAACCCUGCAGAGCUCGGAGGAAAUUGCUGGAGCUGUGGAGAAUGCCGUACUAGAUAAUUCCUCUUUUAGAAUCCGAGCUCAAACGAUGAGUCAAUCGCAGAAAGCCAUGAGGUACUUCUGUGACUCGUGCAAAGCUCGGCUUAGAGCAGAGGGCCUGUCACCUGUAUUAAAUGGUUGCGGCAGCUCUGGGAAGCACUGCUCCUCCGCUUGCGCGUCCAGGGACGGGGGUGGGGCUGUUGACCUCAUGGCUAUUCCUCCGCCAGGAAACGAAGAGGAGGAUGAGGAAGCAGACCUCGGAGCGGGGAAGCUGCAACCGCCAACAUCUGCUAUCGCCGCCCCGCCUCCAGGGUUUAGAGACAACAGUUCAGAUGAGGACGACGCUAAAAGAGGAAAGAAGAAACGUGCUACGCCCAGUCCGGCCGCUGCCCCCCCUGGGAAGGUGGCCAAGGCCAAGGAAGACGUGCCUGUUACACUGAUUGAUAACGUGGCCACCAGAACAGUGCGGGAUCAUGCCCAGGAGCUUGAUGAUGCUCUCGUUUCCACUUUGCAAGCCCUAGAAGCUUUGGCAGCGUCUGAAGACUACCCCCAUCACCCCCAGCAGCCCACGCAGACUGCAGGACUGAUCGUGCUAGCUGCCAUUACACCCGAGUCUUCUUUGGACUCGGGCCAUGAGACAAACUCCUCAGAGUUGACGGACGUCUCUGAGAUGAUGUCUGCCAUGAAGCAGCAUCAGAACCAAGCUUAUCUACUGGCUCAUCAUAUUAACAAGGAGCGUAUCUUUUGCCGGCGGGACUUCCCUCUGGCCAUUCCCGGCUGUACAGCUCAAACCAUAGGGACUGGGGCUUUCUCUGUGGGUCAAAUCCGUGGUGGAUGCCCUCCUAAACAAGUGAUUCUCAGCAAGACUGUACCUUUAAAAGUCAAUCCAAGUCAAAAGACGUCAGAGCUUAGUGUUGUUGGGGAACCGGUAAGCGCUCGAAAACCUAGUCCAAGUGAGUCAAAGACUGAGGAGCUGAAAUCAAAAGAGGAAUCCACCAAAGGACAUUCUGCUGAGCCACCUUCUAAGUCAGCCAGAGAACCCAAAGUGUCAGAUCCACCAUCUCAAGUCCAAGGGAGUAAGGAUCAGAUGUUAUCCAAUUUGGCGGUGGAAAAAAAGAGUCACAAGAUUCCUGAAAGCAUCAAGGGUAAAGUAACUGCACCUAGGAGUAAUGAAUCCACCGCCAAAGCCUUACCUAUCCUUUUUACUGUGGACAUAAAUGCCUCCAACCAGAACUCCCUAAAAAACAUGUGCCAGGAUGCCAAGACUGCCUGUAGUGAGACCAUUAAGCCUUCAAGCUCUAAAGAACUUCUACCAAUCGAUGAUCUUUUCUGCACAUGCCCAGUACGGGCGGAGCCUGGGCCUCAGCUCAGAGUCAAAGAUCCACACAUUCAGAAGAUGGUAGUAUUUCAAUCCUCAUCCCCCACAGAUGAUGAACGUCUACAGGCCAAGGUUCUGCAGCUGACGAAUAGCAAAGAUGUGUCAGUACGGCUGGGAGGAGCAGACCCCAUUUUGGCUAAAUGCAGCCCUAAGGUCCAAACAAAGUACUCCCCUCACAAGCCAGUGAAAGCAGAGACGUGUGACAAAAAAACAGCAGCAGAGGAUAAAGCAGAGGGGUCCCAGAGCAAAGCACAUCCUGAGCAACAGAAAUGUCCCCCGCCAAAGUCUUUACCUAUUUUGGAUGACCCGACACAACCCAGCUCCUCUGUAGACAAGGUCUCCACCCUACCAGCCAGUGACUCAAAGAAGCCGAGCAGUGGUAAGGGGAAGUCACAUCGUAGUGCCCCAUUCCUAAGCUUUAGAAGCCUGCUGUCAGCGACAUUCCCAGCAAGAAUGCGGCGGGAGACGGACGAGCGAAGGGCUCAGCUGCAGAAGGUCCGGCAGUAUGAGCUGGAGUUUCUAGAAGAGCUUUUGAAGCCCAAGUCGUCCCAAGCAGAGUAUCUGCCCCAGGGGUCCUCACCUGUACCUUCAGGUACACCCUGCGCAUGUCAACUUCGCACCAGUCCCGUUUUGAAGGCCCCAGGUAUCUCUCGGGAGCAACGUCGCAGUUGUGACUGCAAGAGAAUGUGCAGAGGCAUGCGUCUCCCUGACACGCCGGUCGGAUCCACAACAGAAAUAUCCCAAAGAGGCAGAGAGAGGAACGCCUCCCAAACCCCCCCUGCGGUCUCAAAAGCCCCUCACAGUCAAGGCAGUACACGGAGGCCGCAGACCCUAGAGCUGAAGACCACCAGAAUCCGCUCUACCAGCCUCGAGUCUAGAGAGCCCAGAGGGGAGCAGGCGUCCUGCUUGCCUACCUGCACCUCUCAAACAGACUGCAUGGGAGCACCACAGUAUAAGAAGCUUCAGAGGCGCUACAGCAUUGGAGAGGUGGACAACAGCUCCAGCACACCCGUAUAUGCUGAGGUCAAACCAAAAGCAAAGAGUCUUGAGAAGGAAAUGGAAAGAGUGAGGGCCACAGGACUGAGGCUUCCGACGCCUAUUGAGCCUGUCCACGCCCAAGCUCACCAAGCAGAGGGGAAGGGGAAAAAGGGUGUGUUCUUCAUUCAGGGUGAGGAGCUUUUACGUGAAAGUAGAGAAGGGCCUAAUGAGGUGCUACUCACCAUACCAAGUGAAGAUAGUGACGAUAGGGAAAAGUGUUGUUCAUUCUGUUUCUGCUACAGAAAAUGUGAGGCAGCAGAUGAAAGCAGUGAGAAGGAUGAGCUCUCAUACUCUAUCCCCCUUCAGAUUCUACCAGGAAUGCAGAUUGAUUCACGCAGCCUACCCAUAGUCAGCAAAACUCUCCAGGUCCUCAAUGCAGAAGACUGUAGUGCCGAAGAAGAGGAACUGGAAGAAGAAGAACCUGAAACACAGGAAAUCGACCUAAGAGCUUGUGGAACAUUGGAGGGGAGCCUUGCCCGAGUCGAGGCUCUGCAGGGGAAGACAUUUUCCCUGCCUGAUGGCUUUCUGAACGCCCAGCUGGAUGCUAACGAGCUGUUAGCUAUCCUUCGGCAGUGCGCUAACAGUCCACAAGCUGAAGGGGAGGCCCGUCUUCAGCCUUUACGGGUUAAUGAGUACAAGCAAGAGCUAGCAUUGCGUUUUAAAGAGUUCCGGGCAUCCUGCCGACGAGUGGCAAGUGUCGAGAAGAGCCCGACACGUAUGCUUGCUGUGGUAACGGCUAGCUUUCAGGUGUUGUGUGACCUGACUCAGACCUUUAUCAAGCUGGUCCGAGGUGUGCGCUCAGAGAAUCAAAGGCUACAGCUGCUAAGAAAGGUUGAAGAAGUGGCUAUCAACUAUACUUUGCUUCUACGCGCAGCAGAGGAGUCAAUGGGACAUUCAAGCAGCCUCCCAUCGAAAACCAUGAGCCCUCAAAUUUGCAGCACUAGUAACAUGAGCUCUCUCACUCGACCCAUCAAGACAUUACCCACUCCGUAAAGAUUAAAAUUAGAGUGGACAUUCAAGUGUAUAGGAGGGUGCUAGCCCAGAUCAUCAUCAUCACUUAUUUAUUGUUUACAUUUUUUAAAGAUGUGCUAAGAUCCAUAUCAAAUAACAUUUACAAUGCAGCUGUUUCCCUUCAUGUUUACAGGCACUGUGGAAGCCUAGUGGAUUUUUUGGUUGAACUGAAAAGAUAUGAGAUGAAUGCACAAAGGAUAAAGGACCGGUAGACACAGGGCUAUUCACUUCACAUUCAAAUACUUCAAAAAGUGAAAAUGAUAUACUAUUUUCUAUGUAAUGUAUAUUUAACUUGUACCUUCUUAGCAAAUAAUAUACAAUUUUAUGUUAAAAAAGAUAUGUGAAAAUAUUAUUUUAAAAUAAUUAAUUUAAAAGAGAAAAUAUAGAGAACCUAAUAAAUAGUCAGACAUUAUUAUGUGCUCUGGGCUAUUAUACUGCAGAGAGCUUAUCAAGUAGCGACUUCUGUGAAUUAGCUAGUCCAAAGCAUUGGUUUUAUGGAUGGUGAUGUGUUUGUGGAAUUUCCUGACUGUUGUAAAAGAAAAUGGGGAUCUAUCUUGGCUGUACUGUCGGAUGUACCGUUAUCAAAGCAAUCUCAAUAUUAUUCAGAAGGUAAAAGACAAGUAGGCUGGGGAUACAUUUGAUCUAUGACGAAAAUCUUCCCACUAGUAGAUCAAAGUGCAGGGUAUAAAGCUACCUGCUUUGUGCCAACAAUGUAGCUAUAGGCCUACCCGAGUUGCUAACUGCUGCUGCGUUUCUACAGUAGACCUACUGAUUGAAAAUUAGCUGCAUUUACAGUGUAGUUUAUUUGCAUCUGCUGUGAGCCCAAAAAGGCAAAACACCAACUGCAGUUACUUUGUCAGGGUAAAAAAAAUAAAAGGCUACUUGCUAAUGUGCACCCUUAGCGCUGGAAUCAAGCGUCUCAAUUAGUGCUCUGUGCCAUUAAUUAUAGUCUCAACAAUCUGGGUCAGCAAUCGGAAUCAGCUCUGAAGUUGUAUCUCUUUGUAUAGUUCAGUGCUUUAUAUUUGCUGCUGUUGAGAACUUCCCAUGAUUCAUUUCCAGAACGACAGGUUUCAUCAGUUAAUUUGUUUGAUUCAGGUUUUCAGAUAUAUAGGCCUAUAUGCUCUCUACGUGCUGUUAUAGAUUGUGCAAUGCAGCAAAUAUUUAUGAAUCACACAAAGUAGUUUUCUAUGUAUUUUAAUAAAACUAACACCUCUG